Messenger RNA from Closterium sp. Yama58-4, 738 nucleotides. Lineage: Eukaryota; Viridiplantae; Streptophyta; Zygnematophyceae; Desmidiales; Closteriaceae. The record is from the annotation of a GenBank genome assembly.
AUGGAGCUCGCGUACGUGCACUCCAUUGCGUACGUCGUCUACGACGGUUUCGUGAGCAAGGUGCUCAUGAACGAGCUCACCGCCUUGGACAGCGCCGAAUUGGAGAGGUGGAAGGAGGUGUGGGAGGAGGUCAGGAUCUUGCCGACCGGGAUGUGGACGGUGAUGUGGGCCCGGGGAACGCUCCUUCCAAAGACACGGCUGACUAAGAUCCUCGACAAGUAUCGCCAUUUCAAGUUCACAGGCGAUGGUCUGCACGCCACGCUCCUGCCAGCCAUAUGGUACCCAGUCAAUCCCAACACCGAGGAAGGCCGGGAGAAGUCGGCGUCCAUGAUGUCGGCAAUGAUAGGUCGCGUGUCAAUGUGCGCUGCGUACGGGAAGACCGCCGCGACAGCGGCGAAGAAGGAGGGAGACAAGGACGAGAAGACGGAUAUGGCGGCAUGGGCGUUAGGAGCAUCCGCAUGCGCUGUGUGGUGCUUCGUCGAGAACGGCGAUGCCCAGCUGGCGGAUGCUGUGGAAGAAGGGAAGGCGGCGGCGCUUGUGUUCGGGGCGAGCCAGGCGACGAGUCAUGGAGGCGGUGCUAUGAAGGCCGAUCUUGACAACAGGGGGAGGAAGGGUCAGAGGGGCAAGAAGGGGACGAAGGCCAAGGGCUGCACGGGAAAGAAGGGGACGAAUGCCAAGGACAGCUCGGGGAAGAAGGGCCAGAAGGCGAAGACGGCCAAGGACAGCACGGCGGAGUAG